This is a messenger RNA of Sorghum bicolor (sorghum), 1366 nucleotides long. Its product is annotated as protein Iojap, chloroplastic. The record is from RefSeq and is a predicted model, not a curated record. Gene Ontology annotation, biological process: negative regulation of translation; negative regulation of ribosome biogenesis. The coding region runs from base 127 to 807 and encodes 226 amino acids. Gene Ontology annotation, molecular function: ribosomal large subunit binding. The transcript is spliced from 5 exons. NCBI's taxonomy places the organism in Eukaryota, Viridiplantae, Streptophyta, Magnoliopsida, Poales, Poaceae.
AGAAAAAGUCUGGCCUAUCCUCUUCAACCAGUGUGCUGCUUGCUUAUCUCGUUCAGCCGUGCGUUCUCCGCGCUACUUCUCGUCCUCCUGCCGCGGAAGAUUUUGCAGCGGAAGCUACUUGCUAGCAUGGGAGGUGCGGGCGGCGCAGUCCCGAGCCACGGCCUCGCCUGCGCGCCCCCGGCCGCCGUCACUCUGAAUCCGCGAGCGCGGCGCGCUUCCCCGGGCAGCGGCGGCCACUGGAGCAGCCCUCAGCAGCCACUGAGGAGCGACCUGCUGCCGCCGCCCACCGUCGCCUGCCGAGCUCGCUCUCGGUCUUCUUCCUCGUCUAAUGUGAACUUUGGGAGAGGGGAUGAUGCGGAUAAGUUGCUCGAGGAUUUGCUCAAACAGCACGGCGAGGUGGUGUACAGCUCAGGUGGACCUCCGUCUCCCACCGUUGAGGCCGACGACGACGCCGAGUGCUUGUCCUUUGCUGUCUCGUUGGCUAAAGCCGCAAGUGAGAUAAAGGCUACUGAUAUCCGUGUACUUUGCGUGAAGCGGCUUGUCUACUGGACUAGGUUCUUCAUCAUUCUCACUGCCUUCUCAAAUGCUCAGAUAGAUGCUAUCAGUUCCAAAAUGAGAGAUAUUGGCGAGAAGCAGUUUAGCAUAGUUGCAUCUGGUGAUACGAAACCGAAUUCUUGGACAUUACUGGAUUUUGGUGAUGUUGUAGUCCAUAUAUUCCUUCCGCAGCAGCGAGCAUUCUACAACCUGGAAGAGUUCUAUGGCAACGCCACACCCAUCGAACUCCCAUUUGACACCCAAUUGCAGUGAUUGUUGAUUGUUAUAUCAUUCUGAGCCAGCACCAGGAAGCAUCCCAAUCAAGCCAACAUACUGUUCGCUUUACUGAGAAGUGAGAUUUUCGUGAAGCCAGAUGACAUUGUUACCACAAAUUUGACAUCGUCAUCUUACUGGUCAUCAGAUGUGGUCAGCUGUGAGAGAAAAAAAACCUGUGGUGCGAGGUCUCAACUGACAAAAUGCUAGUACCUUCAACCGGCACUGCUCCGAGCCUCCGAUGCUGUGCAAAAAUGGCACCUUGAUGCAGAAUUUCUCAGUUUCUAUUGUCAUGCUCUGUAUAUCUGUGUGAACUAUCAAAUAAUGUUGGCAGCCACACUUGGCUUCCCAUGACCGGGAGCAUCAUUGUGUCGAUCCAGAAAUUUGUUCACUGGCUCCUGGCUCGCUGAUAUUAACACCAUCUGACAGCUUGUGAAUUGUGAUGUUCACUGCUGGCUUAUGCAAGCCGCUGCACUGAACAAGCUGUGACCUAACAGAUGUAAUUAGUCUACAAAUCUGAAAUUAUUGACUUACGAUCUAUUUGGUUCCUCUUGCUAAA